ACCCUAGUCGUGCUGACGACGCCUUUUGGCGGUUUACUGGUGUCCUGCUAACGACGCCUUUUGGCGUUCUGGAUAUGAGGACGGUAUUCCCUGGUUAAUAAAUCAAAUUUCAUGAUAUAUUGAGAUCUAUAUUUUAAAAGGAUGUGAUACCUAGAUAGUCCCGUAUAUUUUCUUUCCGGUCACACUGGAAAAACAAGUUGUAGUGACUGGCAUAAUCUAUAGGGGCCGGAAAAUCCCUGCAAAUCGGAAGAUUUUCCGGAAAUCGCGACAUUUUAUAGAUCGUUACGUCACCGGAAACAUGUGUAACGUUUUCAGUGCAGCGUGCGCAGAAAACCAAUGACAGGUGCACGGAGUAGUUCCGUGUUACUGGUUGAAUUUUCCAUUAAUUAACAGAUGUCAGGCCGCGAGACUAAAUCGAUUCAAAUCUAAAGGUAAUUAUUAAUCGUUCUGAUGCGUGUAAAUUAUUAUAUAUUCCAAAUUUAGUGAGAUAUUCAAGAAAACGAGGAUCGAGUUUUAGGCGCAAGAUCGACGGUUACGUCACCACUUUAUGUGUACGAUAGAUUACUUGCCGGUAGAUUAGUCCUAUUUUGGAAGAAAAACUUUUGGUCCUUGUUAAUAAAUGAUCAAAACAUCUACAUACGAUAUUUUUAUUUAUUUAUUAAUUGGUUAAUGAUGUUGGGAAAUAACGUAGCUGGAUUUAUAUAACAGAAUGAUACUAUACAAGUGUGUCUGCCUUCGUCGGUAAUGUAAACAAAUAUGGCGGGGCAACAGUACGCCGGCGAGCUGGCGCAGGUAUUACCGGAGUAUCAUCAGAUUUACCAAGAAAUAUUUUUAGAUGAAGAUAGUGACGAAUUUGAAGGUUUUGACAUCAACGAUAUUGAUGAUAUUUCCGAGGAAGAAACGGGAUUUCACGACAAUAAUUGGGUCGAAGGCAGCAAGGAACCAUCUACUUUCACUUUUACCGGUAAUGCCGGUAUCAACACGGAAGUCUUGCCAGUACCUGAAGAAGGUAGCUUAUCAUAUUUGGAUUACUUUGAGUGUAUUUUUACUGACAACAUACUUGAAAUGAUUGUAGAGGAAACCAAUAGAUAUGCUGCCACGUACAUUCAAACACACACAGAUCUUCCAAGUCACUCUCGGUAUCGGAAAUGGACAGACACAACAGUUGGAGAAAUGAAAGCUUUCAUCGGAAUGACGAUUGCUAUGGGCCUUGUUCAGCAGAUGGAUAUACAGGACUAUUGGUCCAAUGAUGUUGUGAUAAACACACCAUUUUUCAGGUCAGUGAUGUCAAGAGAUAGAUUCCUAUCACUCCUAAGUGUACUUCACCUGGCAGAUAAUACUGCGUCAGUUCCUAGAGGGCAACCAGGCUACUCUCCUUUGCAAAAACUUGGAGACCCGUACAAAGAGAUCCUUUCUAACUUUCAGAGGUGUUACAAUCCAAGCAAGAACAUUGCGAUUGAUGAAGGGAUGAUACCCUGGAGAGGGAAACUGCAUUUUAGAGUUUAUAGCCCUGACAAGCCCAUUAAAUAUGGACUGAAAGUUUACAUGUUGUGUGACUCUGACAAUGGCUAUUGUAGCCGCAUGGAAUUAUACACUGGUCAUGGAGGACAGAAUAUGGCACCAAGUCAGUUUGGAGCAACAUAUGAUCUAAUCAUGCGUCUUGCUGAUCCUUUUCUUAACAAAGGCUACCAUUUAUACAUGGAUAACUACUUCAGUAGUCCACACUUAUUCUAUUCCUUGUAACUCAACGGAACCUUGGCAUGUGGUACUUUGCGAAAAAAACAGACGUGGUGUUCCUCAGGCUCUAAAGAACCGGAACCUGAUUAGAGGCGAGAUGUUCACAAUGAACAAUGACAUGCUUGUUGCAGUCAAGUACGCAGACAAAAAGGAUGUACAUCUUCUUACAACAAUACACAAAGGUGUCAUGGUAGACUCUGGUAAAAGAGACCAGGAAGGAAUUGAAAUAAGGAAACCUGACUGCAUACUUAGUUAUAACAAAUAUAUGGGUGCUGUUGAUCGAUGUGACCAGAUGGUAGCAUAUGGAAGUUUUG
Molecule: messenger RNA, 2051 nt
Organism: Pecten maximus
Lineage: Eukaryota; Metazoa; Mollusca; Bivalvia; Pectinida; Pectinidae
Product: piggyBac transposable element-derived protein 4-like
Exons: 2
Coding region: 757-1743 (328 amino acids)
Source: RefSeq, a predicted model, not a curated record